Molecule: messenger RNA, 8570 nt
Organism: Sorex fumeus (smoky shrew)
Lineage: Eukaryota; Metazoa; Chordata; Mammalia; Eulipotyphla; Soricidae
Gene: RALGAPB
Product: Ral GTPase activating protein non-catalytic subunit beta
Exons: 31
Coding region: 220-4752 (1510 amino acids)
Biological process (GO): regulation of small GTPase mediated signal transduction; activation of GTPase activity
Molecular function (GO): GTPase activator activity
Source: RefSeq, a predicted model, not a curated record
GGCCCGACCGGCCUUCGUCGUCCGUCCCCGCGCGCGCCCUCCGAGAGUCGCCGCCGGCCCGGACCGAGCGAUCUCGCCCGCGGAGCGCCGGGGGCCGAUGGCGCGGGCCGCGUGAGGCGGCAGGCCGAGCGCGGCCGGCGGCGGCGGCGGCCCCCGCCCCGGCGAUGCGGGCCCCGCCCGUCGCCUCAGGUGCCGUUUGUAUAGUUCUUUAGUGACACGAUGUACUCGGAGUGGAGGUCGCUGCACUUGGUGAUCCAGAAUGAUCAGGGCCACACGAGUGUGCUGCACAGCUAUCCGGAGAGCGUCGGGCGAGAGGUGGCGAACGCAGUGGUCCAUCCUCUCGGGCAGGCCUUAGGCACCCCUUCAGUGGCUGGCAGUGAGAGUCUGUUAAAAACGGACAAAGAAGUAAAAUGGACCAUGGAAGUAAUUUGCUAUGGAUUGACCCUUCCAUUGGAUGGAGAGACUGUAAAAUAUUGUGUUGAUGUAUAUACAGACUGGAUUAUGGCUUUAGUGUUGCCGAAAGAUUCUAUUCCUUUGCCAGUUAUUAAAGAGCCUAAUCUGUAUGUUCAGAGUAUACUAAAACACUUGCAAAAUCUUUUUGUACCAAGACAGGAACAGGGCUCCAGUCAGAUUCGACUCUGCUUACAGGUCCUGAGGGCCAUUCAGAAACUGGCCCAUGAGUCAUCCAUCAUGGCUCGAGAAACUUGGGAAGUCUUACUGCUGUUUCUUCUGCAGAUUAAUGACAUCCUUCUAGCCCCACCAACCGUCCAAGGUGGCAUUGCUGAGAAUCUAGCAGAGAAGUUGAUUGGCGUUCUCUUUGAGGUGUGGUUACUAGCUUGUACGCGGUGCUUCCCAACACCUCCUUACUGGAAAACAGCGAAGGAGAUGGUGGCUAACUGGAGGCACCACCCGGCAGUGGUGGAGCAGUGGAGCAAGGUCAUCUGUGCACUCACUUCCAGGUUGCUGCGCUUUACAUAUGGUCCUUCAUUUCCUCCAUUUAAAGUUCCUGAUGAAGAUGCCAGUUUGAUCCCCCCUGAAAUGGAUAAUGAGUGUGUCGCACAAACAUGGUUUCGCUUUUUACAUAUGUUAAGUAAUCCGGUGGAUUUGAGUAAUCCAGCUAUUAUAAGCUCUACUCCCAAAUUUCAGGAACAGUUUUUGAAUGUGAGCGGAAUGCCUCAAGAAUUGAAUCAGUAUCCCUGCCUUAAACAUCUGCCUCAAAUAUUUUUUCGUGCCAUGCGUGGAAUCAGCUGUCUGGUGGAUGCAUUUUUAGGCAUUUCUAGACCCCGAUCAGAUAGUGCCCCUCCAACGCCUGUGAAUAGACUAAGUAUGCCUCAGAGCACUGCAGUCAAUACAACCCCCCCACAUAACCGGAGGCACCGGGCGGUUACUGUGAAUAAGGCCACCAUGAAGACAAGCACAGUUAGCACUGCUCAUGCCUCCAAAGUUCAGCAUCAGACAUCUUCCACCUCUCCUCUGUCAAGUCCAAAUCAGACUAGUUCAGAACCCCGGCCACUGCCUGCCCCCCGGAGACCAAAGGUUAACAGCAUCUUGAAUCUCUUUGGAUCAUGGUUAUUUGAUGCAGCAUUUGUUCACUGUAAACUCCAUAAUGGGAUAAACAGAGACAGCAGCAUGACUGCAUCUUUUAUCCAAAUUCUUCUUUCUUAUAAAUCUUCCAUCACAACACAAGCUAGCAUGGAGUUUCGACGGAAAGGGUCCCAAAUGUCCACAGACACCAUGGUUUCCAAUCCUAUGUUUGAUGCAAGUGAAUUUCCUGAUAACUAUGAAGCAGGAAGAGCUGAGGCUUGUGGGACACUUUGUAGGAUUUUUUGUAGCAAGAAGACUGGAGAAGAGAUUCUGCCAGCUUAUUUAUCCAGAUUUUACAUGCUUUUAAUUCAAGGUUUGCAGAUAAAUGAUUAUGUAUGCCAUCCUGUCUUGGCCAGCGUUAUUCUAAACUCCCCUCCUUUGUUCUGCUGUGACUUGAAAGGGAUUGAUGUUGUGGUUCCUUACUUUAUUUCAGCUCUUGAAACCAUUUUGCCUGACAGAGAACUCUCAAAAUUCAAAAGCUAUGUAAAUCCAACAGAACUGAGAAGAUCUUCCAUUAAUAUCCUGCUUUCUUUGUUGCCCCUCCCUCAUCACUUUGGCACAGUCAAAUCUGAGGUGGUCCUGGAAGGAAAGUUUAGUAAUGAUGACAGUUCUUCCUAUGAUAAACCAAUAACUUUUUUGUCUUUGAAGUUGAGACUUGUGAAUAUACUAAUAGGUGCCUUGCAAACAGAAACAGACCCCAACAACACUCAGAUGAUACUAGGGGCAAUGUUAAAUAUUGUUCAAGAUUCAGCACUUUUAGAAGCCAUUGGUUGCCAAAUGGAGAUGGGUGGGGGUGAAAAUAACCCGAAGAGUCAUAGUCGCACCAAUAGUGGAAUUAGUUCAACAAGUGGUGGAAGCACAGAGCCCACUACUCCUGACAGUGAAAGACCUGCACAGGCUCUCCUAAGGGAUUAUGGUAAGCUGUCUCUUAAUACAGAUUCAGCUGCUGGACUCCUGAUUCGCAGCAUUCAUCUCGUCACCCAGAGACUCAACUCCCAGUGGCGGCAAGACAUGAGCAUAUCGCUGGCGGCUCUAGAACUGCUCUCUGGCCUGGCAAAGGUGAAGGUCUUGGUGGAUUCCGGAGACCGGAAACGAGCCAUCAGUUCUGUGUGUAGCUACAUUGUCUACCAGUGCAGCCGGCCAGCCCCUCUUCACUCCCGAGACCUGCACUCCAUGAUAGUGGCAGCCUUCCAGUGUCUCUGUGUCUGGCUGACAGAACAUCCUGAUAUGCUUGAUGAAAAGGACUGUCUUAAAGAAGUACUGGAGAUUGUGGAACUGGGUAUUUCAGGAAGUAAAUCCAAGAACAAUGAGCAAGAGGUCAAAUACAAAGGAGAUAAGGAGCCAAACCCUGCAUCCAUGAGGGUGAAAGAUGCUGCUGAAGCCACUCUGACAUGUAUUAUGCAGUUGCUUGGCGCAUUUCCUUCACCCAGUGGUCCUGCCUCUCCCUGCAGUUUGGUGAAUGAGACCACUUUGAUUAAAUACUCCAGGCUGCCAACCAUAAACAAGCAUAGCUUCCGGUACUUUGUCUUGGAUAACAGUGUCAUCCUGGCAAUGCUGGAGCAACCUCUUGGAAAUGAACAGAAUGAUUUUUUCCCCUCUGUCACUGUGCUGGUUCGGGGUAUGUCUGGAAGACUUGCUUGGGCACAGCAGCUUUGCCUUUUACCCAGAGGAGCAAAAGCAAAUCAGAAGCUUUUUGUGCCUGAACCUCGUCCAGUUCCUAAAAAUGAUGUUGGAUUUAAAUACACUGUGAAACAUCGACCAUUUCCUGAAGAGGUGGAUAAGAUUCCUUUUGUGAAAGCAGAUCUCAGCAUUCCAGAUUUGCAUGAAAUCAUCACUGAAGAAUUAGAAGAAAAACAUGAAAAGUUAAGGAAUGGCAUGGCUCAGCAGAUUGCUUACGAAAUACAACUUGAGCAACAAAGCGAGGAGGAGUUUCAGAAGAGGAGUUUUCCUGACCCAGUUACAGACUGUAAGCCCCCACCUCCCGCGCAGGAGUUCCAGACAGCUCGUCUCUUCCUUUCACAUUUUGGAUUUUUGUCAUUAGAAGCCCUGAAGGAACCUGCAAACAGUCGACUACCUCCUCACCUCAUUGCACUGGACUCCACUAUCCCUGGGUUCUUCGAUGAUGUUGGCUAUCUGGAUCUUCUGCCAUGUCGGCCCUUUGACACCGUUUUUAUUUUCUAUAUGAAGCCAGGUCAGAAAACAAACCAAGAGAUUUUAAAGAAUGUGGAGUCUUCCAGAAAUGUCCAGCCACAUUUUCUAGAAUUUUUGCUUUCCCUUGGCUGGUCAGUAGACGUUGGCAAACACCCUGGCUGGACUGGGCAUGUUUCUACCAGUUGGUCUAUCAAUAGUUGCAAUGAUGGUGAAGGACCUGAGCAAGAAGAAGUGGUUUCCUCUGAAGAUGUUGGAGCUAGCAUUUUCAACGGUCAGAAGAAGGUGCUGUAUUAUGCUGAUGCCCUUACGGAAAUAGCUUUUGUUGUUCCUUCUCCUGUGGAGUCCUUAACUGAUUCGUUAGAAAGCAAUAUCUCAGACCAAGAUAGUGAUUCAAAUAUGGAUCUUAUGCCUGGAAUUCUGAAACAGCCAACCUUGACACUUGAGCUUUUCCCUAAUCACACAGACAAUCUUAAUUCUUCACAGAGGCUCAGUCCCAGUUCCAGAAUGAAGAAGCUGCCUCAGGGUCGGCCUGUGCCUCCCCUUGGACCUGAGACAAGAGUUUCUGUGGUCUGGGUGGAACGCUAUGAUGAUAUAGAAAACUUUCCCCUAUCGGACCUGAUGACAGAGAUCAGUACCGGUGUGGAAACUACUGCAAAUAGUAGCACUUCUUUGAGAUCUACCACUCUUGAAAAAGAAGUUCCUGUUAUCUUCAUCCAUCCUUUAAACACUGGAUUGUUCCGGAUAAAAAUUCAAGGAGCCACUGGAAAAUUUAAUAUGGUCAUCCCUCUCGUGGAUGGGAUGGUAGUCAGCAGGCGAGCCCUUGGGUUUUUGGUGAGACAAACUGUGAUUAAUAUCUGUAGAAGAAAGAGACUGGAAAGUGAUUCUUACAGCCCACCACAUGUCCGCCGGAAACAGAAAAUCACCGACAUCGUCAACAAGUACCGGAACAAACAGUUGGAGCCAGAAUUUUAUACUUCACUUUUUCAGGAGGUCGGACUCAAGAAAUGCAGUUCUUAGGCCACUGUUCACCUCGGACUGUUGGACUUAUUUGGGGCUAUAAUAUCAAAGCAAAACAAUUUGAUAGGUGAUCACUGUAAAAAUAAAAGCAAAUCACUCCCCAAGAGCUCACUGUUUAAUCUCCAGAAUAGAAGAAACACAUCAUCAAUCCAUUUGACAGAAGCCUCUUGGCUGUCUAGUGAAAUGGGCUCUCAGACACAAUCAUCCUCAUGCUGGUAAUGAUGAUAGACAUUUUAGCCAUAAACUUUAUUUUAAAUGACAAUUUUAGUUAAAUAUAAGCCUUUUGAGAAGAAAGGCUUUUAUGCAUCUCAGUUAAACAUAUGCAUUGAUAGAAUCAAAUUUGCAAAUUAGAAGUUGAAGAUAGUUUUUUACCUCAGUUUUUAGGAGGUUGUGUUCAAAAUUAAAAUCUGUCUCAGAAUCAGACAUGCCAUUUAAAGGCCCAUGUUCAUAGCAUGGGGGAGAAGGAAAGAAAUCUGCUCACUGUUAGGGCCCUUUUCCUUCCAGCUAGCAAGGUGAGAGAAAAGAACAUAAAUGUUUCUUGCUCGGUUUGAGUAUGAAAAAAAGUCUAACCGUACAAUAUUUUAUGUUUUUCUCUCCAUGUUUCAAAAAAUGAUCAUUCUCAGAAGUGCACAGAUCUGUCUGAAUGCCUCGGUUUUGGGGUACCCGGGAAAAGAUCCAAAUUGUAGGCGUGGCCUGCCUUUAAUGGAGAUAAAAAUGGAAUUUCGAGUGUAAAGGCUGUAAGAGGGCAGUGAUGACCCCACUCUUCCAUUACUGUCUGGCUUGGUAACAUAAAUGACAGGUUAAAUGUCUGUUAACUUCUCAGUAAUUUGUUGGCUGAAUAAUCAGAAAUGUAGAUACACAAGGGUUAAAAAUUGUUUGGGUUUUUUUCCCACUGUCUCUUACUUCAGGACCAAGCAGGAAACAGUAGCAUAUUUCUGCAGGAUUGUAAUUUGGGGUUCAGGUAGUAGUCUCUCAGUGCUACUCAUUUAGAUCUCUCCCAAGAGUGACUGGAUUCCAUCCGAUGGACAUAACGUUAGUGACCACCGCCUUGUGUGGCUGCUGUUCCAGCUGGUUAGGAUUGUUGUUUCCUGGACUUUGCCAGCUGAAGGCACAACAAAUCCCUCCCGGGGCUUUGAAAUCAUUUCUGUUACCUCGCUGCUACUUUUCUGCCAGGGGUAAAAAUUUUGAGGUGUCCAGACCCAGGAGAUCCUCACAAGGAUUCCUGUUACAAUGCUAGAGUGUACACUGCUCAUUUCUCCUACUCUUAUGUGCUUUCUUCUUUACUAAGUGAUUUAUGUUUAGGAAAUAGGUGACAACACUUAAAGUCCAAAGAGGUGAUCACAGAUGUAGCCAGGAUGUCUUCCCACUUGAACCCUAAUGUCAGUAGAUUCUGUAAGUCAAGGUUGUAGUGGUUGAUUUGGUUUGGUGUUUUGGUAGUUUAAUUAGAGGGGUUGGGGUAGAAUAGGACCUAAUUCCCUGUGCAGAUAUUUCUGUUCCAGAAGUCUGUAUUUUGUCAUCUGCGAGCAAGAAGUGUGGGCAUAGCACUGCUCUUGGUUUGAAAUUUGCUGUAUCCUUUUGUUCGUGUUUGUUUUAAGCUCAGGUAAAGGUAGCUUCCUCCUAUGACUCCAGUUUCCAUUCAGGGUAUAAUGUUAUUCAAUAAUUGAUUUUUUUUUCAAUCUGGGCAAUAAAUUAAUGUUUCCAGAUGGUAGCAUGGGGGGAGGGAGAAACAUGAUAAAGGUUAACAAAGCGUUACUGUAUAUUUCAGUAAUUCAGCAUGUACAGGGUAAGGUUUUACAACUUCGAUAGAAUUUUCAACUUGACAUUUCAAGGGCAAAAUGGUCCCUUGUUCUAGUGGAAAUGAACAAUAGAGGCUAUAAAUUCAUAUGCAACUUAUAACAUUCCAGAGGUUAAAAAUAACUGAUGUAGGUGUACUUCCUUCACGUGGUUCUUUAGAUAAGAUUGUUCUCUUGGUAUAGUUUUGCUGUCAGAAUGCACGGUGGGUGCAUAUUGGGGCCAGGCUUGCUGCGGGAUCUGAAUGGCUUCGGCGAGUGGACAGCUCUGUUGGAUGCAGCCUGUGAGCUGGAGCGCUCUUCCUCAGAAGGCGGAUGGAUUCCAGAAGUGCAGCCCGAGGGCAGGAAGCUCCAGUGUGUACCGUGCUGACAGAAAGUGGGGUACAUGACUUCCUCAGGUGCUGGUUGCUUCUGCUCAAAACUAACUUCUCCUAAAUGUGAUGAAACUCCUAGGACCUUUCAUGAGUGUGGGUUUGAGUUCUGGUCACUAGGUUCACCCAGCUGCCUUUGUGAAAAGUUACCGAGCAGAAUAAUGCCAGAGGACCAUUUCAGUCCCCAGGAAUACCCACCACCACCCCCUCCCCCCGCUAGUAAAUAGGUGAACACACAUUCGUAGCCUUUGGAAGCCACAACCGGUCUGGUCAGCUUACACAGUUCAGUUGCUACGUGUGACAGGUGCUCCGGGGUGAAUGAAUGUGGCAUUUAGUGACAAAGUGUGACCCAAGGGACAGAGGCCGGUUGCCUCUCCUGGCCCUCUCUCACAUUUGGGGAACAGGGGCCUCCGUCCUUUCCUUUCUUAGAAGCCUGAGAAUUGCGAGGAGGAAUUUUGCUUUUAUGGCCCUUGUUCAUCCAGCUCUCCUUUCUGUCCUGUUUCCUCCUGCGUUUCUUCCCUUUUGUCCAUUGACCUUUCGAGAAGAAAAGCUGGGAGUGAGAGGAGGCGUCCCGUCCUGCCCUGGCCAUUCCCGAGCACCCGCACGCACCAUGCUGUCCUCCACUCGCAGGCUCUUGUGGGCAGGUGGCCCGCCCUCCUCGGGACUCACUUACAAACCAUACCUACACCUCGGCUCGCAACGCCGCUUGCCCCUAGGUUGUGUGUGUGUGAGCGGCCUCUCUUGAAGGGUCGCAUUUACAGAUACCGGAGAAUCUAUUUGUAGGGCUCUGCAGACUGAUUUUCAGAGAGGCAGAGCGUCUCCCACAGAACUCAUUUCUAUUAGAAGGUGAAACUUUACCCAGAGUGGGAACCAACCUAGCUAACGACGUCGGGUGGUAGAUGAGAGAGACGGAGGUGACGUGACACUCCUGCGCGCUGGAGUUCUCCCUGCGGUUCAGACCCAGUCAGGUGAUAUCUUCCUACAGAUAUGUUUACAUGAAGCAGGAAGUUCAGUUCCCUGGUCUGUUGGAAGGAUUCCCAUGACAGCCUCUUUUCCGGAGAGAGAUUGGAGGUGAGCCUGCCGCUCGGUGUGGAAUCAAGUUGGGGAUCUCGGUAGCUAAAGAAGCCAUGUACUGUAUAGUGUUUUUCUCAGAGUAUCAACUCACGUUCUUCAGAUGCUUUUCUUUUUUUUUAAUGGUGAGGGAAAAGGUAUCAUUUGGGAUUCCACAGUGCCUUGCAUCCAGUAGGCGCCCAAUAAAUAUUUGUUGAAGCAAACCCAAGUUUCCCAAGUCCUUGUCUCUUGCAAUGACCAAGAACAUCUUUCUUCUCCGAAGGGCUUGGCAGUUGUGGCUAAAAAAUACACAGUAUCAUUAUUUGCUUGAAAUCAUAUAUACAGUUUGUAUGAAUUUCGGUAUGUUGCCAAGACAUGAUCUUUUUCUUAUUGUAUUUUCUGUAAAUAUUUCUGGCACUGAACUGUAAAGGCGAAAUGUAAAUAGGAAGGUGUCCUGUGUCCCCGCGCCGCCUGUGUUUUCUUGCCGGUUAGGGAAGAGGCCCAGAGGUUUGUUUGUAUUUAUGCCGACCCUUUGUCCAGAAGAAAACCAUGGAAUAUUGAAUGUAAUACAUUUAGUCAAUUAAAUUUUAAGGAGAUUCUUAUCUAA